ACUCGGCUGGCAAAGAUGGCGGACGCACAAGCUAUUUAUGGCAUUUACAUUGACAAGAAAUGCCCCUUAACUGGAAAUCUCUCCAUCUGUGGUCGUAUCCUCUCCGGCGUGGUGACCAAGAUGAAGAUGCAGAGGACCAUCGUCAUCAGACGUGACUACCUGCAUUACAUCCGCAAAUACAACCGCUUUGAGAAGAGGCACAAGAACAUGUCGGUUCAUCUCUCACCUGCCUUCAGGUAAGAGGAUCUCUGUCAUACUGU
Salvelinus sp. IW2-2015 is the source of this 260-nucleotide messenger RNA. The record is from RefSeq and is a predicted model, not a curated record. NCBI's taxonomy places the organism in Eukaryota, Metazoa, Chordata, Actinopteri, Salmoniformes, Salmonidae.